Alosa alosa (allis shad) is the source of this 1802-nucleotide messenger RNA. RefSeq names its product melanocortin 2 receptor (gene mc2r). The coding region runs from base 1 to 915 and encodes 304 amino acids. The record is from RefSeq and is a predicted model, not a curated record. Gene Ontology annotation, cellular component: membrane. Gene Ontology annotation, biological process: G protein-coupled receptor signaling pathway. Gene Ontology annotation, molecular function: melanocortin receptor activity. The transcript has a single exon. NCBI's taxonomy places the organism in Eukaryota, Metazoa, Chordata, Actinopteri, Clupeiformes, Clupeidae.
AUGAAUAGGUACAGCAUCUCUUCCACUGCUGCAUCUGUGGGGACUGACUGCCAAGAGGUCUAUGUCCCUCAUGAGGUCUUCCUGGUUGUUGGUAUAGCAAGUCUGACUGAGAAUCUACUGGUAGUGCUUGCAGUGAUACGCACCCCUAAACUACACUCUCCAAUGUAUCUGUUUAUCUGCAAUCUAGCUGCUUUCAACACCCUUUCUAGCCUGUGCAUGGCCUGGGAGAGCACCAUGUUGGCCUUCUCUGCUGCUGGUCACUUGGACACGGGAGGGACACUGGAGCGUCACCUUGAUGAUGUGAUUGACACAUUACUAUGCAUGUCAUUUUUGGGUUCAUUCUGCAGUUUCUUGGCAAUUGCUGUGGAUCGCUACAUUACUAUAUUUCACGCCCUGCGGUAUCAUGUCAUUGUAACAUGCCGACGGGCAAUCAUGGUGCUAGGGAUAAUCUGGGCAUUGUGUGGCACUGGUGGAGCAGUUAUGAUAAGGUUCUUUGACAUCGCCACUGUCAUGGUGACCUUCAUCAUAAUUUUUCUUCUCGCUUUGCUCCUCAUUCUCCCCCUCUAUGUUCUCAUGUUUCUUCUUGCACGGAAACAUGCAGGACACAUUGCUUCUUUACCAGGUGUUUUGGAAGCAGGAAGAACUCGCCUUCCUGGCUGGAGAAGCAUGCAGGCAGCUUUGACACUCACCAUUCUAUUUGGGGUGUUUAUGGUGUGCUGGACCCCUUUUUUUCUGCACCUGCUAUUGUUAAUGUUGUGCCCACAAGACCCUUACUGUGAAUGCUACCGCUCCCUGUUUCACCUACAUCUUUUGCUGUCAGUCAGUCACGCAGUCAUUGACCCCACAAUCUAUGCCUUCCGCAGUAAAGAACUCAGACGCUCAAUUCGGAGGAUGCUGCGCUACCCAAUUCGAUGAGGUCUGGACAUAAAAUCAUGUUUUCAUCUCACAGCAACUCUUUCUGUUGAUAGUGCAGAGGACAUUAUAGUCUAUUCAGAGUACCUUAACUGAACCCUCAUGCCAUACAAAUCACAACAGGCAUUGCUUAAACUGAGUCUAUUUGAUAUUGUUCUUUUGGCAAGAUUUAAAAAUGUCUUUGCUUGUUUUUAAGAAAAUGUGCUUGAUGCGCAGGCAGCCAAAUUAGCUUGUUCUCUUGAUAAUCUUAAAAUAAGUCAAACUCGUAUUAAAUGAAGUCAAAUGAUUUUACGAGAAAGCGUUAGGUAAGUGUCUAAAACAAUACCAACAAGUAAAAACAAUACCAACAAUAUAUGUUUUUAUCUUAACGUAAGAUUAAUUGGUUAGAUUAAUUUGUUGGACAAGCAAUUUCUGCAGUGUAUGAAUGGUUGGCAAUUCCCUUGGGUAAAGUCUGUAUAAAUGCUGACUUAUGGAAAGGGCACAGAAAGGGUACAAGCAAGCCUUCACACACUUCACAAUUUCACCAUGGGACAGCCCUUAGCCCUCACAAAGUUUCACAAAGUUCAUAUGUGUCAUGAUGAGGAAACCUAUGAAGUUCUGACUUAACAUCUAACUUGAUCUUCUGGUGUCGGAGGAGUUAGAGAAGACACUAGACAAGCCUUGACAACUUUCUCCUUCCAUCUGCAGUUUACAUCUGAUGUGAUGGAUAUUAUGGGAUUUUGUUCAUUACUGUUGUUCUGCAUUGAGUAAGUGUCUUUCCUUUUCAUUAGAAUAAAUAAGACUGACAGAAUAAAUGAUGAUGUUUUAAUAAACCACUAGAAUUAGAUAGAUUACUUGCAAAGGGAAAUUAUGGUGUUACAGCAGCAAUUAAUAAUAUGAACAUAAAUCAC